Molecule: messenger RNA, 2793 nt
Organism: Pomacea canaliculata
Lineage: Eukaryota; Metazoa; Mollusca; Gastropoda; Architaenioglossa; Ampullariidae
Exons: 7
Coding region: 166-1266 (366 amino acids)
Molecular function (GO): oxidoreductase activity
Source: RefSeq, a predicted model, not a curated record
UAGGAGAGUGAUUCGCUGAUUCGUAUAAAGCCAGCGCUAACCAGGUUUUUGUCAUUUCAUUCCCAAGAUUUUGGCAAGUGAGCGUCAGAAGUUAAUACUUUCUGUGGCGUUUUCACGCUGUUGGAUUUUACUUUAUUCGUACAUACUCCUGAACAGAAUAUCAACAUGCUUGACAACGAACUUAACCGCAACAGUGACGUGCAGGUGAUGAACAAGUCAUCCCCUGCUCUGGCACAUCCUUUCUCGGAGAUGUGCUCCUCAGCUUCACUGAGCGUCCCAGAGACCCCCAAGGGCGGCAUAGUGGUCAAGGUCUGCUAUGCUGGAGCAUGCUACUCAGAGGGUCAGUUGAGAAAGAGGCGCAUCAGGCCACGAUUCCCAGGUAUUAGAGACACUUCGUUGUACCCAGGUGUGGAAAUUGCUGGAAUUAUCCAUGACGUGGGCAAUGCACUUCCAAACUGCAACUUCACCCCAGGGGAUAAGGUCAUCAUUUUCCCUGAUGACAAUCUGGCAGACUCUGGCUAUGCUGAAUACCUGGCAAUUGAGGACCCAAACUGCAUCUUGCAAAUUCCUCAGAACAUGUCACUGGAGGUUGCUGCUAUGUUGCCUGGAGGUGCUCUUACUGCUUAUGCUGCAAUUCUUGCAGCCAGGCCACACGUGGAGAAACUUCAGCAAGUUAAAUCUUGCGUGAACGUGUUGGUUGUUGGAGCUGGCGGCCUUGGAUUGUGGACACUUCGUCUUGCACUUCUGCUGAUGGGUGCAAACUGCCAGAAUGUCCGGCUCUUUGUCGCAGACAACUCUAUUGACAAACUGUUGACUGCUCAGGAUCAUGGCUGCUAUGAUAUUGUCCACUGGAAUGAGGAGGACCAUGAGCAGUAUAUCGUUGAACGCACAUUGGAUGCUUGCCGUGGUGGAGUUGAUGUCAUCAUCGACUUUGUCAGUUCUCCCCGCACUAUGCAGAGGUCGCUGAAGGUUCUGAACAGGGAGGGCCUGAUACUUGUGGGAGGCAACUCUAUGACAGAGGUCAGCAUAUCUCUGAAUGCUCUAGCAGCAAAACAGCAGAGCAUUGUGGGUAUUCCAAAAGGCAACUUAAACCAGCUUCAGGAACUGGUCAACUUCGUAACUGAAGGCAAAUUGAGUCCACCUUGCUAUGCAGUCUUCCCCAUUGAAGAUGCCAAUCAGGUUUUCGAUGACUUGUGCGAAUGCAGAAUCACUGGUCGUGCAGUGUUCAGAUUUAGUAACACAGCUACCAUCACAGACAACCAAUAAAAAAGACAUUUUUCAUAGCUGAGAAACUUUUUUUAUGGAGGAAAAGUUGUUUUCUGCCAAACAGUAAGAUGGUGCAACCAUAUGGUAAAAAUUUUCACAAAGCAUUAGCCAUCAUUACCAGUGCUGGACAAGCCAGUGGUGGUGAGGGGGAAGGCCGAUGGCCAGGAUGAACAUGAACAAACAUGAUCAUUAAAGCAUUGGCACCAUGGGUCUUUUAUGCAUUUCAUGUCGAGAUCACACUAGAUGUGCUGUGUGCUGAACUUGGCAGAAGCUUUAAACUACCCACCCUAUGCUACUGGCUGGACAGGAGGCUUGUGGGAUGACAAACAGGAGGUGCAGUGCUGACAGAACCGUCAGAUAAAGGUUAUUGCUGCUGGUCAGUUUCCACAACUUGAUCAAAGAAGAAAAAAGUUAACUACCUCACUGAUUUAGGUUCUGACUGAAAGUCACUGGAGGUGGCUAGGUCUUCACCAGCGAAAAAUGAUUGAGCCUUUUUUGUCACAAGUGUAAAACAGGAUGACAAGCUAGAAGGACUAUACCUGUAUUCAUAUGCACAUUUUCUAUGUAGUAAGCCAUUGAACUCUUGGUUUCAACUUGCAGAGAUGUGUGAGGCUUAGCACUGCAUUCUAACUCCUAAUAAGCCUUGUUGCUCAAAAGGCUUCUACUUAGCUUUCCUGUGAUCAUUGGAACUAGAUAGUUUGUAAAUGAUGUGUAUGCAGGGAAGAGAGACUGAAAAGAUGCGUGUAUGAAAUUGAGUGGAAAGCCUAAUUUUACUUGUCCUCAUCUUCAUGGUAUCAUUAGAGUAUGCUCAUCACAGACCUCAUCAGAAUAGCAUUAUAUUAACUGCAUAGUGUGUUUUGUGUGCCUGAGACUUAUUUUAAAUGGGUAUAUGAAAAGUGGAUGAAACUGAAAAAGUUAUUGGGUGACUGGUUUAUUUUUAUGGGUAUGACGACAUGAAAUGGUCAAAUCUGUGAAAAAUGGCAUAUACAGAAGGUUGUUGGAGGUACAUAGCCUCUUUAUGUAUGUAAGGGAGAAUGGGUGGGUGUGCGCGAUCUGUUAAAUGGACAAAGAAGUGUGUUUCCAUUAUUCACCAUGCAAGUGCUGUUCUAACCAUGUGGCAUUUUCAUUGAAAAACGUUUACCCUAGAACAGUAUUUCUAUGGAGUAGAAAAAUGCCAACUAUUGCAAUGGUGGUGUUUGUUUUAGAGCAGUUUGUUUUGUGUGCAAAUUUGUUUUCUGGUAACACUAAAGACCAUGUUUGUGACGUGUAAAGAGUAAAGAAGAAAAUAUUUUGUUUUGUAUAAGAUAUUAUAUCAUCUAUAUAAAGCUGUGAUUAAUGCGUCAUUUUUAUGUUUCAUCACCAUUCUGUCAAUGGAGCCUCUUAUUAUGGUGGAAAAAAUCUGAAUUUGUUUUUAAUUAUUGAGGCACCAUGUAUGGAGAUAUUUCUUACAUUUGCUGUAUAUUUGAUCUUGCAUGAUGUGAACUUAAAGAAACACGGAAUCAGAUUAAAAUAAAAGUAAAACAAAUA